This is a messenger RNA of Pichia kudriavzevii, 1056 nucleotides long. RefSeq lists its product as uncharacterized. NCBI's taxonomy places the organism in Eukaryota, Fungi, Ascomycota, Pichiomycetes, Pichiales, Pichiaceae. Gene Ontology annotation, biological process: protein phosphorylation; intracellular signal transduction. Gene Ontology annotation, molecular function: ATP binding; MAP kinase activity. The coding region runs from base 1 to 1056 and encodes 351 amino acids. The transcript has a single exon. The record is from RefSeq and is a predicted model, not a curated record. Gene Ontology annotation, cellular component: cytoplasm; nucleus.
AUGUCCAGGGGUCAGACACAGGUUACUUUCAACGUUAGCGAUUACUAUGAAAUCAAAGAAAUAGUGGGGGAAGGCGCUUAUGGCAUUGUUUGUUCAGCUAUUUAUAAACCAUCACAACAAAAAGUUGCAAUCAAAAAGAUUCAGCCUUUUGAGAGAACAAUGUUUUGUUUGAGAACCUUGAGGGAAUUGAAACUCUUGAAACAUUUCAAUCACGAAAACAUAAUAAGUAUUCUAGACAUCCAAAUACCCUACGAUUAUGAGAGCUUCAACGAAGUUUACCUAAUACAAGAAUUAAUGGAGACCGAUUUACAUCGAGUUAUCAGAACACAAAAAUUGACCGAUAACCAUUGUCAGUACUUUAUAUAUCAGACCCUUAGGGCGCUGAAGGCAUUACACUCGGCUAACGUUUUGCAUAGAGACCUCAAACCUUCUAAUUUACUAUUGAAUUCCAAUUGUGAUUUAAAAGUUUGCGAUUUUGGUUUGGCAAGAUCUGUUGCUUCCCAAGAGGAUAACUUUGGGUUUAUGACCGAGUAUGUGGCAACGAGAUGGUAUAGAGCCCCGGAAAUCAUGCUGACGUUUCAAGAAUACACCACGGCUAUUGAUGUUUGGUCUGUUGGCUGCAUCUUGGCCGAAAUGUUGUCCGGUAGGCCUUUGUUCCCAGGUACCGAUUAUCAUAAUCAGUUGGCCCUGAUCAUCAACAUCUUGGGAACCCCUAAAAUGGACGAUUUUAAUUCGAUCAAAUCAAGACGUGCUAAGGAAUACAUAAAAAUGAUCCCAUUCAAACCUAAAGUUCCGUUUAAUCAACUAUUUCCUGAUGCUAAUCCGGAUGCAACCGAUUUGCUGGAGAAGUUGCUAACCUUCAAUCCAAAAAAUAGAAUAACUGUAACUGAAGCUCUGAAUCACCCAUAUGUUGCUUUUUACCAUGAGCCUAAUGAUGAACCAGAUGCGGACCCGUUGCCAGAAGAUUUCUUUGAUUUCGACAAGAGGAAGGAUGAGUUGACAAUUCUUGAACUUAAAAAGAUGCUUUAUGAUGAAAUCAUGAAACCUUUACACUAA